UGUCCCAUUGUUACUCAAUCACGUUGUAGUGUAGGUCAGUCGUAAGCUUGAUUUUCCAGUUUGAUGAGUUGCGAUGCCAAACUGGGCUGGCAUCAUUUAAGACAUUUACUGUAACUGCUUUAGGGCUCAUUCCAUCUCCAUGCCAGUGAAACAACACUGAAUGCAAAAUGCGAUACAAUCUUGUGAUACACCUGGCCUUGUUGUUGCAUAUUUUGUUUGAAACAGUUCAUGGACAUUAUGGCUUCAUCCUAAUUCUCUGUCGUGUACAUGAUUCUCUACAAAAUGUUGAGCUCAUUUACUCAAUAUAUUAUGACAAAACUGAAUUGCUGAGAUUUAACAGUACUGAAAAUAAAGUUGUUGCUUACACUGAAUAUGCGAUGAAAUGGGCGGAUGAUUUUAAUAAAAAACCUGAGUGGCUACAUAAGGAGGCAGAGAAAAACAUUGCAGACUGCAAGCACUUUGGGCAAUUCCUCCCUAUUUUAGAAAAAACAGUAAAACCAGAAGUCAUUGUCCGGUCAGUAAGGCAGGCAAGUGGUAAAAGUCCAGCCAUGUUGAUCUGCAGUGCCUAUGACUUCUACCCCAAACCCAUCAAACUGACGUGGAUGAGAGAUGAUAAAGAAAUGACAGCUGAUGUGACCUCCACUGAGGAGCUGGCUGAUGGAGACUGGUACUACCAGAUUCACUCCCACCUGGAAUACUUUCCCAAACCUGGAGAGAAGAUCUCCUGUGUGGUGGAGCACUCCAGCUCUCAUAGACCCAUGAUCUAUCACUGGGAUUCAUCUCUGUCAGAGUCUGACAGAAAUAAGAUGAUAAUUGGUGCUGCAGGGGUGGUUUUGGGGGUGAUUAUGGCAGCAGGAGGACUGAUCUACUACAAAAGAAAACACACAGCACACGUCAUAUAAGCUGGAAGUCAAUACAUUAGAUGUUCUGCACCUCUGCCAGCACUUAAGAGUGAACAUUUAGUAACAGACUAUCUAUCAACUUAUGAAAGACAUUAACCUUCCAUAAGAUCUUCAGAGACACUAAACACAACCAGUUCAACUGCAAUGCUGGUGUACACAACUGUUUUAUUGAUUGAUCAAAGAGAUCAAUCUCUUGAUGAUCAAUGAUCUCCUCUGUGGUUUGUUCUAUAAUUGCACUUUUUUUUCAAUUGAAUCCAUGUUUUAUGUUGAUUCAUCAUCUGUCUACAACCUAGAGUGUAUGACAUCUCAGUGAAGAUAAAUAUAUGUUUAUGGGUAAUCUCAAUUAGAUAUUUAUAUUAUGGAUAAAAAGCACAGUGGCUCUAUUUUAAAUCUUUUUAAAAGUGCACCACCAAUGACAGCUGGGGGAAAAAAUCUGUAAAUCAGGUUACAUGUAAAUUCUAAAUACAUAUUCUGAAUGUACUAUUUGUAAUAUUUAACAAUGUUUUAACUGCAAGAUGAUGAAAAUGAUAAUGGUUUUUGGUUUCAUUUGAACUUACAAACAUUACAUUAAUCGGACAUUAGAUAUAUGAUGGUAAGUUGAUGUUAAGACUGAUAGACACAAUAGAAUAGCCAAGUUUAUAAGAAGCAUGAGGAAGUUUGGCAGAAUAAAUUCCUGAUCUCUGUAAUGCAUACAGUCCUCUUAUGUAUUCUCUCCCCAGAAAAAGGAAGUAAAAUAAAUAAAUAAAUAAAAAUAAAGAAGCACAGAAAUGUAAUGGUAGGCUACAGUUAGAUCAUAUCUUAUAUAAAAGUUAAUAAAUAUUUUUGGAAAUAUAAAUACAAUAAAUAUAUUUGCAAAUAUUAUUUGGAAGAAUACACAACAUGUCAGCAGGACUAGGCCUAACUGCUGCUACGAACCUGCCAAACCAUCACACUGUGGUGAUCAGUUGUUAUUCCUAUUAUUGUCCUGUAGAAGGCAGCAGUAUACCUAAGAUACCUAAGAAUAUGGAGGUCGAAAAAGCGAGUGAUUAAGCAAAGCACAUGUUAAAGUGGAGUGCUCAAGGAAUAAAGGUUAAAUAAUAAAGUUUUUUUUUUUUUUGUUC
Ctenopharyngodon idella (grass carp) is the source of this 2002-nucleotide messenger RNA. Its product is annotated as rano class II histocompatibility antigen, A beta chain. Gene Ontology annotation, molecular function: MHC class II protein complex binding. Gene Ontology annotation, biological process: peptide antigen assembly with MHC class II protein complex; immunoglobulin production involved in immunoglobulin-mediated immune response; antigen processing and presentation of exogenous peptide antigen via MHC class II. Gene Ontology annotation, cellular component: membrane; MHC class II protein complex. Lineage: Eukaryota; Metazoa; Chordata; Actinopteri; Cypriniformes; Xenocyprididae. Bases 168 to 902 code for a protein of 244 amino acids. The transcript is spliced from 5 exons. The record is from RefSeq and is a predicted model, not a curated record.